Messenger RNA from Penicillium argentinense, 1044 nucleotides. RefSeq names its product 5'/3'-nucleotidase SurE. The coding region runs from base 1 to 1044 and encodes 347 amino acids. Gene Ontology annotation, cellular component: P-body. The transcript has 2 exons. Gene Ontology annotation, molecular function: hydrolase activity. The record is from RefSeq and is a predicted model, not a curated record. Lineage: Eukaryota; Fungi; Ascomycota; Eurotiomycetes; Eurotiales; Aspergillaceae.
AUGCAUAUCUUGGUCGUCAACGACGAUGGUCCACCCAACACCCGGCUCUCGCCCUAUAUCCGGCCCCUCGUCGACGAACUCCAGACAGCCGGCCACCUCGUCUCUGUCGCCAUCCCCGCCGCCUCCCGCUCCUGGAUCGGCAAAGCCCACCUCAUCGAAGCAGCCCUAACAGCCAACUUCGUGCACAAAGACUCCUUCCGCGCAGAUGGCACCUGGGACGAAUCCUACCAAGCCCCCGCCGGCUCCAGCGCAACCGGCCAAGAUGAGGCGGAAUGGGUCGUCAUUGAGAACGGCACGCCCGCCAGCUGUGCCCAACUGGGCCUGUACAACCUCUUCACAGACCGCCCGCCCAUCGACCUCGUCAUCUCCGGCCCCAAUCACGGCCGCAAUGCCUCCACCAUCUAUAACCUGUCGUCGGGGACGGUCGGCGGCGCGCUCGAGGCCGUGUUCUGCGGGAAGAAGGGCAUUGCCAUCUCGUUUGGGAGUAAGGAUCCCCAGACUGAUGCGGUGAUUGCGGCUGCAGCCAGGUUGGCGGUUAAGGUUGUUGCGCAUUUGUGGCGCAAUUGGGAUGAAAGGGUUGAGCUAUAUAAUAUUAAUGUGCCCAUGCGUGAGGACGUUGAGGCUCAGCCUGUGCUGUAUACGCGCACUCUGCCUUAUUAUUGGUCGAGGGGGUGCUUGUAUGCUGAGGCUGGCGUGGAGGUGAAGAAGAAGGCGGUCAAUGGGUUGACGAAUGGUGUGCACAAGGACGAGUGUAAUGGUGUCAAUGGCGUUAAUGGUGUUCAUGCCGUGAAUGGCGUAAAUGGGCACGUUGAGGCCCCGAAACAGCGCCAAUUCAAGUGGUCUGCCGACUUGUCUGAUAUGAAGAAGAGGUUGCAGGAGAGCGAGGACGGUACAGAUGCGCAUACCGUUCUGAACGGGUCAACGAGGUGUGUUGCCUCCUUUUUCUAUUAUCUCAUUUAUACUAACCAACACAGCGUGACUGCUUUGCGCGCCAACUUCUGGCACGUCCCCGACCUCGAAGGACCAAUUGACCUCGAUCGGUAA